UUACUAUUGAUAACGCCAUUAGAAAAAGCAUCUUGAAAACUACACUGAUAUUAAACUACUCUAAUAUUAAAAGUUGUUGUCAGCCUGACAGGGGAGUGUGCUUUAUGACCACAGAACAAGUAACACUAAUUAGUUCUGCUGAUAAGCCGAUGGCUAAAAUCUGGCCGUCCUGGAAGAAACUUGGUAGGGAUGUCAGAUACUCAUUGUUUAGAAGCUAACAUGAAAGUGGAAGAAAUUGAGACCAGAGGGAAAACCAAGGGUCCAAAGAUUGAUAGACUGAUAGAUUCGUUUAGAAAAUGGCUUUAUAUCAUGGGUUCCUGUCUGUUUAUUUUGCUUGCAGCAAGGAAUUCUUUUCACUGGCACAUUCACAAUCUAUGGGGAGCCACUGGCAGUUUUUGGCAGAAUAACUGGGACUGUAUCUAUGAGAAGUGGGGCAGAGACAAUGAAAUUAUCUUUGGAUGUAUUGGUACGUUCCUUGUGACCACAUGCGUGUUUUGGUUGGGAAAUGCAUUCUUCCUGGUGCUAGAUGUGUAUGGGAUUCCUCAGAGUCUCCAGAAGUACAAGAUCCAAGAGAAUGUUGAGUUUGAGAUGUCAAAACUCUGGAAGGCCAUAAGAGUUGUCCUGGUCAACCACUUCAUUGUCGGCUUACCAUUCUGCCUGGGCAUUACCUUUACCUACCAGAUGCGGGGCUGCUCCUUCAGUGGAGAAUUACCCACGUUUCACUGGGUGCUACUCGAGAUACUUGUCUUCUCGCUGGUGGAAGAGUUCUUCUUUUACUACACACAUAGUGUUUGUAGGUUGCUCCACCAUCCCAAACUGUACAAGCAGAUCCACAAGAGGCACCAUGAGUGGACAGCACCAAUUGGAAUAGUGUCCAUCUACGCUCAUCCUCUGGAGCACCUCAUCAGUAAUGUGCUGCCCCCUGCCCUUGGCCCCUUGCUUAUGGGCUCACAUAUUUCCACUACAUGGUUGUGGUUUAGCCUUGCCCUGAUGUCGACCACUAUUGCUCACUGCGGCUACCAUCUGCCACUGCUGCCAUCCCCUGAAGCCCAUGAUUAUCAUCACCUAAAGUUCAAUCAGAACUUUGGAGUCCUUGGUGUGCUAGACCGUCUUCACGGCACGGACACGGUGUUCCGUCAGAGCAAGCAGUACCAGAGGCACAUAAUGCUGCUGAGUCUGGCCCCUCUCACACAGCAGAUACCAACCUCUCCAAAGAAGAAGCCAGAGUAGGCCUCUUGGUUGACCAGACUGCUAGUAUAUACUAGAAUAUUCCAUUAAGUUCAUUUACCCAUAAAGUUUAUCAGAACAUUGGAAUUAUCCUUAAAACAGCUUACUAGUGUAAAGAAAAAUCUGUGAAAAUUCUUACUGUAUGAUAAAAAUAAGGAAAAACAAAUUCAGUUAAAUAAGGCUAUAAGUAAAAGUGUAGUUUUUAUACGCCCGUAUAAAAUACGGGACGUAUUAUGUGAAACCCCUUGGCGGGCGGGCGGCGGGCGGAAGGCAUCACUUUGUCCGGACUCUAAUUCAAAUUGUAUUCAUCCGAUCUUCACCAAACUUGGUCAGCAGUUGCAUCUAGUUGAUAUCUAGGCCAAGUUCGAAUAUGGGUCAUGCCGGGUCAAAAACUAGGUCAUAGGGUCAAUAAGUGCAUUUUCAAAGGGGCCACUUUGUCCGGACUCUAUUUCAAAUUGUAUUCAUCCGAUCUUCACCAAACUUGGUCAGCAGUUGCAUCUAGUUGAUAUAUAGGCCAAGUUCGAAUAUGGGUCAUGCCGGGUCAAAAACUAGGUCAUAGGGUCAAUUAGUGCAUUUUCAACGGCGCCACUUUGUCCGGACUCUAAUUCAAAUUGUAUUCAUCCGAUCUUCACCAAACUUGGUCAGUAGUUGCAUCUAGUUGAUAUCUAGGUCAAGUCCGAAUAUGGGUCAUGCUGGGUCAAAAACUAGGUCAAAGGGUCAAUUAGUGCAUUUUACUUUGUCCGGACUCUAAUUCAAAUUGUAUAAAUCUUAUCUUCACCAAACUUGGUCAGUAGUUGCAUCUAGUUGAUAUCUAGGCCAAGUUCGAAUAUGGGUCAUGCCAGGUAAAAAACUAGGUCAUAGGGUCAAUUAGUCCAUUUUCAACAGCGCCACUUUGUCCGGACUCUUAUUCAAAUUGUAUUCAUCCGAUCUUUACCAAACUUGGUCAGUAGUUGCAUCUAGUUGAUAUCUAGGUCAAGUUCGAAUAUGGGUCAUGUCGGGUCAAGAACUAGGUCAUAGGGUCAAUUAGUGCAUUUUCAACGGCGCCACUUUGUCCGGACUCUAAUUCAAAUUGUAUUCAUCCGAAACUUUUAAACAACUUUUUAUCCUGCGUCAAAGUGGUAUGGGGGUAUAAGUCACAUUCAGUGACAAAGCUCUAGUUCAAGUUGAUAUCAAUGCAUAUAUAUGAAUAUAUCAGUUUUAUAAGUUGUUGUUGUUUUUUUUGCUUAUUUCCAAAACAAAUACAUCAAUCAUCAGUGUAUCAUCUCCAAUGGCACACGAAUCGGGCGUAUAUUGCUCCGUCAUGCGGCGCUCUUGUUGUAAUUUGGAAUUCUGCUGGUGAAACUAAAGUUGCAGUGUGUUGUGUUUGCCGUGUGUUGUUUAGAUCGUUGUGUGUACAAAGUUUCCAUUGAUUGAUAUUGGUGAAGAAUGUUAGUUCCUGAUAAUAUAUUUUUAUCCCCGCCGAAAAAAAAUUCGGAGGGGAUAUAGUUAUAGUCUCCAUCCGUCUGUCCAUCUGUCCUUCCGUCCGAAAAUUUGUCCAGAGCAUAACUCCAAAUCUAUUCAAUGGAUUUACUUUAAACUUAGAAUAUAAACAGAUGCUAACUAGGAGAAGUGAUGUGACCAAGAACCAUAACUCUUAUCUACCUUAGUUUUUGAAUUAUCUCCCCUUUUAUAUAAUUUCAAAGUAAAUUUUUGUCCGGAGCAUAUCUCUAAAUCUACUUAAGGGAUUUACUUGAUACUUAAAAUAUAAACAGAUGGCAAGUAGCAGAAGUGCAGUGACUAAGAACCAUAACUCUAUCUACCUUAGUUUUUUUAAUUAUCUCCCUUUAUUUCAUUUCAAAUUAAAUUGUUGUCCGGAGGAUAACUCUAAAUCUACUGAAGGGAUUUACUUGAAACUUGAAAUAUAAACAGAUGGCAAGUAGGAGAAGUGCAGUGACUAAGAACCAUAACUCUAUCUACCUUAGUUUUGGAAUUAUCUCCCUUUAUUUAAUUUCAAAGUAAAUUUUUGUCAGGAGCAUAACUCUCAAUCUACUUAAGGGAUUUACUUGAAACUAGAAAUAUAAACAGAUGGCAACUAGGAGAAGUGCAGUGAACAUGAACAUGAACUCUUUUGGACGUAGUUUUUUAAUUAUCUCCCUUCAUUUCUUUAUUUUGUUUAUUUAUUUCUUUAUUUUUUAAAUUUAUAUUUAUUUAUUUAUAAUUUUCAAUUAUAUUUAAUUCAAUUUCAUAAAUAUAAAUAUUUUAGCUUUUCAAUUUUUAGUAUUUCCCUUUAUAUAAUUUUACAAUAACAUUUUAAUUUGGACACUGAAGUAUUCACUGUAAAAUGAAUAGAUGAGUUUAAGGAUAGUCUUCUUUUUUAAUUACCUCCCUUUCUUUCAUUUCCAUAUAUGUUAUUCUCUAUAGCAUAACUCUAACACUAUAUAACUACCGGUAAUUGAUCCUUGAAAUAUAAAUAGAUGACACAGGUGCCAUUUUUUACAAAUAUUAUUCUACUCUCUAAAACAAAUGUUGUUAUACAAGCAAACACAACGUGCUCAUGGUGAGCUUAUGUGAUCGCCUUUUGUCCAUCGUCUGUUGUGCGUUCUGAAUUGUGUGGCGUCAACAUUUGUCUUGUUAACUCUUUAGAGGGCACAUUUAUUGUCCAAUCUUCAUGAAAUUUAGUCAGAAGAUUGGUCUCAAUGAUAUCUUGGAUGAGUUCGAAAAUGGUUGCUUGAAAAACAUGGCAGCCAAGGGGCAGUCAUUUUUCCUUAUAUGGCUAUAGUAAAAUCUUGAUAAAACUUGGUCAGAAGAUUUAUCUAAAUAAUAUCUUGGAUGAGUUCGAAAAUGAUGCUGGUUGGUUGAAAAACAUGGCUGCCAGGGGGCGGGGCAUUUUUCCUUAUAUGGCUAUAGUAAAACCUUGUUAACACUCUAGAGGCCACAAUUAUUUUCCGAUCUUCAUGAAACUUGCUCAGAAGAUUUGUCCCAAUGAUAUCGUGGAUGAGUUCAAAAAUGGUAACAUUUGCCUGAAAAACAUGGCUGCCAAGGGGCGGGGCAUUUUUUCUUAUAGGGCUAUAUAUGGCUAAAGUAAAAUCUUGUUAACACUCUAGAGGCCACAUUUAUUGUCUAAUCUUCAUGAAACUUGGUCAGAAGAUUCAUCCCAAUAAUAUCUUGGCUGAGUUUGAAAAUGAUUCCAGUUGGUCGAAAAACAUGGCCGCCAGGGGGCGGGGCAUUUUUCCUUAUAUGGCUGUAGUUAAACCUUGUUAACACUCUAGAGGCCACAUUUAUUGUCCAAUCUUCAUGAAAUUUGGUCAGAAGAUUUGUCUUAUUGAUAUUUUGGAUGAGUUACGUUUGAUUGAAAAACAUGACUGCCAAGGGGCGGGGCAUUUUUCUUUAUAUGGCUACAUGUAUAUAUGGCUCUAGUAAAAUCUUGUUAACACUCUAGAGGCCACAUUUAUAGUCCUAUCUUCAUGAAACUCGGUCAGAAGAUUCAUCCCAAUAAUAUCUUGGAUGAGUUCAAAAAUGAUGCUGGUUGGUUGAAAAACAUGGCCACCACAGGGGCGGGGCAUUUUUCCUUAUAUGGCUAUAGUAAAACUUUGUUAACACUCAAGAGGUCACAUUUAAUUUCCGAUUAUCAUAAAACUUGGUCAGAAGAUUUGUCCCAAUGAUAUCUUGGAUGAGUUCGAAAAUGGUUUUGGUUGCUUUAAAAACAUGGCCAUCAGGGGGCGGGGCAUUUUUCCUUAUAUGGCUAUAUAUGGCUAUAGUAAAACCUUGUUAACACUCUAGAGGCCACAUUUAUUGUACAGUCUUCAUGAAAUUUUGACAGAAGAUUGGCGUUGGCGUUAGCGUGCAAAUGUUAAAGUUUGCGUACUACCCCAAAUAUUUCCUGUGUCCCUUUACAUAUUGCUUUCAUAUUUUGCAUACUUGUUAACCAUCAUGACCCCAACCUAUAAACAAGAGCAGACAACUGUGUUGUUUACCAUCAUCACCCCAACCUAUAAACAAGAGGUUUAAAGUAUGCGUACUACCCCAAAUAUUUCCUGUGUCCCUUUACAUAUUGCUUUCAUAUUUUGCAUACUUGUUUACCUUUAUGACCUCAACCUGUAAACAAGAGCAGACAACUGUAUCAAGCAUUUUGACAGAAUUAUUGCCCCUUUUAUACUUAGAAUAUGCAUAUUAUUGAUAAAUCUAUGUUAAAGUUUGUGUACUACCCCAAAUAUUUCCUGUGUCCCUUUACAUAUUGCUUUCAUAUUUUGCAUACUUGUUAACCAUCAUGACCCCAACCUAUAAACAAGAGCACACAACUGUGUUGUUUAUCAUCAUCACCCCAACCUAUAAACAAGAGUAGACAACUGUAUUAAGCAUUUUGACAGAAUUAUGGCCCCUUUUAUACUUAGAUAAUUGAACAUUUUGCUUAAAUUGCCAUAACUUCUUUAUUUAUGAUCAGAUUUUAUUAAUACUUUGACAAAACAACACUUACCUGAAUACCACAAUGAAUUCCACCCAAACAAUACCCCACGCCCAAACCCAGAAUCCCUGCCCCCCCCCCCACCUCCCCCCCCCAAAAAUUUUUUUUUGAAUAUGAACAAUUUUCCAUUGAUGGCUUACGUUAUACUGUCAAGCACUCGAAUAGUCGAGCGCGCUGUCCUCUGACAGCUCUUGUAUUUAUUAAUAAUUUAUAUUACAUUAUUAUUUAAUUCAUUUGCGAUUUAUGUUUUGUUCUAUUACUAGUAAACUUCACAUCAAUUGAGAAAUGUUUCCGUCACAGACCAACAGCUCUUGCAAUAUUUAGCUUCUCAACCAAAAUUGCACCAAUGUCCUUACAUAAUAUUUAUCAUCUAAGUGGAAAAAGUUUUACAAAGUGAAAUUGAAUCUUGCCUAACAAUUUGUUGAUGACAUGGUGAAGUGCGGUUUUUUAACUAAUCUACAAAUAUUUAUAGUCAUAUUGUAUGUAACCAUGCAAUUGUAUUUUGUGUGUGUGUUUACUAUUUAGUACUUAGGUUUUGAAAAUCCUGCUGAAUGGCAUUUAUUGUGAUUUGAAUAGCUUUUUCUAUCAUCAUUAUUUUGAGAAUUUUUACUUUCUUUUAUUGUGUGUGAGACAUUGUAAAUAUUUGAACAUUUAUCUUCAGUGGAAUUAUGUCUUUAACCAGUAAAUAAGCCACACAUGGUCUUCAACCACUGUAUGCACACACAACUUGCCACAGCAUGGGUUUUCCACGAAAUCAGAAGAAAAAACUUGAAGUUAAGAGUUAUAAUUGGGGUAAAUGUCAAAGUCGAUUGAAGAUGAGUCUAGUAUCAUAAUCAGACUAUAAACACAUGCAUUUGCAUUUGCCAUAACCCAGACAGCUUUGCAUGAUGUGACUGCAUGCUAUUAUCUGUCCUGUUUAAUUAUUUGUUGUCAUUGUAAUUAUUGUUUAUGUUGGUUGUUUGCAGAUUUUUUUAAUAAUAUAGGAAUUGUAGUCUAGUCACGAAAAAGUCUGUAAACUGAGGAUCAUAAAUUUAAUAAUGUCAAACAAAUAGUGCAAUAGUGCUACCCCAGUCUCAGCGUAAAGAAAAAAAAUUGCGAAACUAAAUUACAAUCGAUGUUCAGGGAAUUUUCUUAAUGCAUUAAAAUGGCCAAUGUUUGUUUUUGCAGCCUAUUGUGUACUUAUGUCAGCGAUUCUAUGAUAAAGGGUGAUCAUUAAGUUUGAUUUCUUGUAAAAUUUGAUGCUUUGAAUAUUUUGUUAUUUUGUGUGUCAUAACUAUUCUUGCUGUUUGGUUUAGUAAACAUAAAUAUAAUUGGUU
Molecule: messenger RNA, 6984 nt
Organism: Dreissena polymorpha
Lineage: Eukaryota; Metazoa; Mollusca; Bivalvia; Myida; Dreissenidae
Product: fatty acid hydroxylase domain-containing protein 2-like
Exons: 9
Coding region: 190-1230 (346 amino acids)
Biological process (GO): sterol biosynthetic process
Molecular function (GO): iron ion binding; C-4 methylsterol oxidase activity
Source: RefSeq, a predicted model, not a curated record